CAUUGCCCGGACAGACCGCCGUGUGUGUGUUAGUGCGUCAGUGAAUAACUCGCGAACUCAGAUCGCCUUGGUGUUCAAUCCGCCAUGAGGACAUUGACAAUACUGCUGUUGGCGGCGGUGAGUGUCUCGGCGAAGAUAUUCGAAAAGUGUGAGUUGGCAUCACUGCUCGAAACCAAGCACCAGAUGCCGAGAGAAGAUGUGAAGAAGUGGACGUGCAUUGCCGAGUACGAGUCCACGUUCAACUCCGCGGCCAUCAACACCGCCAACUGGGACGGCAGUAAGGACUACGGCCUCUUUCAGCUGAACAACAAGUACUGGUGCGGCGACGAGUAUGGCAAGAAUGUGUGCGGAAUUCCGUGUUCGGCCCUUCAGGACGACGACUUAACAGACGACCUUGCAUGUGCCAGAAAGGUCAUUAAAGACACCGAACGAUGGAAGGGUAAAGGAGAAGGUCUGACCGCAUGGGUCGCCUACGUAAACAGAUGUCAGAACCGUAACUUAGACGAGUACAUAUCCGAAUGCUGGACAGGCGAUGAGACGGGAUCCAAUAUCAUCAACAGAAAGGACGAGUCCCCCAUCGAAUCAGCUGCCACAGAAAACGGGGAAGUCGUCGGCGUAGGUGCUGGGGGUGAUUCGCCAAUCAUCAACAACGUCAGAGUCCCCAUUCAGUAUCAAGUGUUGCCCAUUUUUCACUCUGUCCCCGGUGUUUAUCCAUCUCCUAUUGUAAUGAGGAACCCUAAUGGAUAUGUAUACCAGCAUGUUCUCCAGUAAGAGGUCAGAUAUGCUGACCGGAGUAGGCAUUUGCGAAUUGAGGUGGAUCAACAUAGUAUGAAUUAUAUGAAACGUGUAAUUCAUCGUGUCCACGUUGGUUAUGUAUUUGUUGUUAAUGAUGUUUGCGUUAUGUAUUUAUUAGCAUGGUAGACUACAAAGUCAAUAAAAAAUAUG
This is a messenger RNA of Penaeus indicus, 945 nucleotides long. RefSeq names its product lysozyme C-like. The coding region runs from base 85 to 771 and encodes 228 amino acids. NCBI's taxonomy places the organism in Eukaryota, Metazoa, Arthropoda, Malacostraca, Decapoda, Penaeidae. Gene Ontology annotation, molecular function: lysozyme activity. The transcript is spliced from 5 exons. The record is from RefSeq and is a predicted model, not a curated record.